AUGUCGGAAGGUCCUGUGACAUCUGGGGGCCCUACCCCCACUCCUGGAGUGCCUAACCCUAAUUCAAAAAGUGCAGGUAUAGUGCUUGAAGUGGAUUUGACAUUGUUCGAUCUUGAUGAGAUAUCUAUAGCAAAGAAAGAGGCGAAGAGACUCGAGAAAGAGUCUAAACUCGCGGCUAAGGUCACUAAGGUAGCGGCGGCGACGCCUGCGGCUGCGAAGAAGGUCAAGGCGGAGAAAGAGAAACAAGAAGAGGCCCCGUUCGUGAAUACCACCCCGAAGGGAGAGAAGAAAGACCUUGCUCAGCCUAUGGCUUCCGGAUACAAUCCGAUCGCCGUCGAGUCUGCGUGGUACGAUUGGUGGGAAGCCCAAGGGCUCUUCGUUCCUCAGUUGACACCAGAAGGUGGUGUUAAGCCAGAGGGUCAAUUUGUCAUUUCUUUCCCUCCUCCCAAUGUCACUGGCAGCCUACACAUCGGACAUGCUCUCACAGUCGCAAUCCAAGACUCGCUCAUUCGGUGGAAUCGCAUGAUGGGUAAGACAACAUUAUGGGUCCCUGGGUUUGAUCAUGCCGGUAUAUCUACGCAAUCUGUGCUCGAAAGGCGACUAUACAAAUCCACCGGACAGACACGACAUGAUAUUGGACGAGAGAAGUUCCUUGAGAGUGCGCAGGAGUGGAAGGACGACUAUCAAAAGCGCAUCACUCAGCAGCUACGCCGACUAGGGGCCAGUUUUGACUGGAGUCGUGUAGCGUAUACGAUGAAUGAGAAUCUAUCCAAAGCUGUCGUCGAGACAUUCUGCCGUCUACAUGAGGACGGAGUGAUGUAUCGAGCCAAUCGACUCGUCAACUGGUGUGUGCGUCUGAAUACCACCCUGUCUAAUCUUGAGGUCGACCAAAAGCAACUGACUGGACGGACAUUGCUCAAUGUCCCGGGCUACGACGAAAAAGAAAAGUUCGAAUUUGGAGUUAUCACUUCAUUUGCAUACGCUAUUGAGGGUUCAGACGAGAAGAUAAUCGUUGCCACGACUCGUCCGGAGACAAUGCUGGGAGAUACCGCCAUCGCUGUCCACCCUGACGAUCCGCGUUAUAAGCAUCUUCAUGGCAAAUUCGCUGUGCAUCCGUUCUUGGAGCGCCGUAUUCCCAUCAUCACGGAUGCGAUCAUCGUCGACAUGGACUUCGGUACUGGUGCGGUGAAAAUCACUCCGGCACACGAUCCAAAUGACUACGAAGUCGGUAUCCGCCACAACUUGCCAUUCAUCAAUCUGUUGAAUGACGAUGGUACGUUUAAUUCCAACGCGGGUGAAAAAUUCAAGGGCAUGAAACGGUUCCAUGCUCGUGUUGCUGUCGUCAAGGCUCUGAAAGAUGCGGGCUUGUAUGUGGAGGCGAAGGACAACCCGAUGCAAAUCCCCAUUUGCAAUAAAUCUGGCGACGUCAUCGAGCAGAUCCUUAAGCCACAAUGGUGGGUGAAUUGUAAACCACUCGCCGAGGAAGUUAUCAAGCGCACAAAAGCUGGGGAACUCGAUAUCUCUCCGAAGCAAUCGGAGAACGAGUGGUACCGAUGGCUGGAAGGCCUUCAGGACUGGUGUGUCUCUCGGCAGCUCUGGUGGGGUCAUCGGUGUCCUGCGUACUUUGUGCGGAUCGAAGGGCAAGAGCAGGACACGACAGAUGGAAAAUGGUGGGUUGUAGGAAGAAAUCAAGAAGAAGCUGCAUCGCGUGCAAAGAAGCUUGCGGGCGGGGCCAAAUUCACGCUUGAGCAGGAUGAAGAUGUACUUGAUACGUGGUUUUCGUCCGGCCUGUGGCCGUUCUCGAUCAUGGGCUGGCCCCAAGAGACGUUUGACUUGAAGACGUUUUACCCCACAUCUCUGCUUGAGACUGGCUGGGAUAUCCUGUUCUUCUGGGUAGCCAGGAUGGCAUUGCUCGGUGUGCAUCUUACGGGGAAAAUGCCGUUCAAGGAAGUGCUUUGCCACGCGAUGAUUCGAGAUGCGCAUGGUCGCAAAAUGAGCAAGUCGCUUGGGAAUGUUGUGGAUCCAAUCGAUGUCAUUCAGGGACUAUCGCUCGAGGAUCUCCACCAGAAGCUGUACGAAGGCAAUUUAGACGAGCGUGAGAUUAAUAAGGCCAAGGCGGGUCAGAAGAAGGAUUUCCCUAAGGGCAUUCCUCAGUGUGGAACUGAUGCGCUAAGGUUUGCUUUAUGCGCCUACUCUGGAGGAGGACGUGAUAUCAACUUGGAGAUUCUUCGGGUGGAGGGCUAUCGGAAAUUCUGCAACAAGAUAUUCAAUGCAACGAAGUUUGCCAUGCUGAAGUUGGAUGCAGAUUUCGUGCCACAAUCGUCUGCCAGACCAACGGGCAAUGAAGGCCUUGUGGAGCGCUGGAUUUUGCACAAGCUGAACAUCGCUACCCAUGAAAUCAAUCGCCAAUUCGAAGAGCGAAAUUUCAUGGCGCUCACGACGGCCGCUUAUAAUUUUUGGCUAUACGAGCUAUGUGACGUUUACAUCGAAGCGAUGAAACCCAUGACGGACGCAUCCGCGUCGCCCGCUAUGCGGAGAUCGGCGCAAGAGACAUUAUACACAUGUCUUGACCACGGUCUACGCCUGUUGCAUCCAAUCAUGCCAUUCGUCACGGAAGAAUUGUGGCAGCGGUUGCCUCGCCGGCAAGGCGACUCCACGCCUUCGAUCAUGGUGUCAUCAUACCCAAUGUUUGAUAAGGCAUUCGUGUCUGAGGACGCGGAGCGCGACUUUGACCUCGUGUUCUCCGUGAUCAAGACGGGGCGCUCGCUAGCGGCGUCAUAUAACCUGCAGAGUGACAUCCAAUUAUUCAUCCGGGUUCAAUCCGAUAAUGAGGCUACACUGUUUGAGAGCCAGAUCCCAACGAUUGUGACAUUGACGAAAAAUUGCAAAACCGCGAAGGUUGUGCGCACACUAGAUGAUGUGCCUGCGGGAUGCGGUUCUGCCGUUAUCUCACCCACGGUGGUGGUGGAUCUCCUUGUGAGAGGCUUGGUGGACCUUGAUGUGGAGAUUAUGAAAUGCCAGAAGAAACUCGAUCUCGCUCGCCUGAGUCUAGACAAGAUCCGGAAACUAGAAGCACAGCCAAAUUAUGAAGAGACGAUCCCACCCAACGUGCGCAUGGCAAACGAAGAAAAGCGAAUGACCCUUGAAACGGAUGUCACAACUUUAGAAACGUCUAUACAGAUGUUUGAGAAAUUGAAAUAA
Messenger RNA from Fibroporia radiculosa, 3201 nucleotides. RefSeq lists its product as uncharacterized. Bases 1 to 3201 code for a protein of 1066 amino acids. Gene Ontology annotation, molecular function: ATP binding; aminoacyl-tRNA deacylase activity; valine-tRNA ligase activity. NCBI's taxonomy places the organism in Eukaryota, Fungi, Basidiomycota, Agaricomycetes, Polyporales, Fibroporiaceae. Gene Ontology annotation, cellular component: cytosol. The record is from RefSeq and is a predicted model, not a curated record. Gene Ontology annotation, biological process: valyl-tRNA aminoacylation. The transcript has 19 exons.